UUAUGUUAGUACCAUCAAAUAUACUUGGAUGGAGGUGUGAUGCCGUCUGUAUAUAGGACUGAAUUAAUUUUUGCCUGUUUCUCUUCAUGCCAACUUAUCUUCCUGAAAUUAGAUCGAUUAUAAAUCCAACAAUUUUUAAGAUCAAAAGUAGCAUCUUUUGUUUCGAUCAAGGUGGAUAUAUCUUUCAAAGUACUCUCACUUAAAGCUAUACCAACCAUAUAUAUUUUACAUCCUAAGAUUUCUUUCUGAUUUGUUAAGAAAUAUAAAAGGUUUGAGAAGCUGAAACUCUGCACUCUCGAUUGACAUACAAUUUUAAGUUCUUUUCAUAAUUUGUAGUUUAUUCAAAUCUUUAUGAAAUCUUCGCUUAUUGAUGCGCAAUCUCUGUCUGCAGGAAUAAACAAUGUAUACUUUUUAACCUCAACAACUUGUUUACUUUUGAUAAAUUCUUUUGCAAUAUUCAUUUCAUCCUUAUUUGAUAAAUCAAGGUAUAAUUUUGACGAAUAUUUUUUAGGUUUAGCACUUUUUAAAUAUUUGGAUUUCAAACUUGCCAUGGAUUGACGACCAACAAUUGGGAUAAUUUUUUUAGAUUCUUCAUCUUUAGUUGCUAACUUUGCUGAUGAAUUUACAUUUUCUUCAAGCUUCUUAUUCUCCUCUUGUUUUUCUUUCCCACCUUUAAGGGCAUUCAUAGGCCACACCUGAUUUUCACAAAGAAUGAAAAGAUGGUAUAUAUGAGUAGACACCUUCAUUAUCUCUGGAUUUUCACUGAAGCUAGCUCUUGUGUCGCCUAGUUUUGUUUUGCAAUCUUUGAACUUCAAGAAAUCUUUAUCAUCAAUGAUUUUAGUAACCUCAUUAUUUACUUCAUCAAAUUGAUAUUUGAAUUGAUCUAAAGUCUGCUGAAAAUCAGGGAAAUUAUCUUCAAGAUUGAACUGAUCAAAGUCUUUCUGUAAAGUAUUGAUCAGCUUAGUCAAAGCUUGGAUCUCAUUUUCUAAUCCCAGAACAUUGAUGAUUUGCAUAACUUUACAUUUGAAGUGUAGCUCGACUCCUCAAUCAACUCAGAUCGGUGCUUUAUGACUCUGUCAGUACUUAGUGCUAAUAUUUUGGCACAAUUUGGUAGUUCAGGUUACUCACAUUUAA
Moneuplotes crassus is the source of this 1134-nucleotide messenger RNA. Lineage: Eukaryota; Ciliophora; Spirotrichea; Euplotida; Euplotidae. The record is from the annotation of a GenBank genome assembly.